This is a messenger RNA of Phacochoerus africanus (Common warthog), 7050 nucleotides long. It is a transcript of the gene LARP1, whose product is annotated as La ribonucleoprotein 1, translational regulator. Gene Ontology annotation, biological process: mRNA stabilization; positive regulation of translation. Gene Ontology annotation, molecular function: RNA cap binding. The transcript has 19 exons. Lineage: Eukaryota; Metazoa; Chordata; Mammalia; Artiodactyla; Suidae. Bases 386 to 3691 code for a protein of 1101 amino acids. The record is from RefSeq and is a predicted model, not a curated record. Gene Ontology annotation, cellular component: cytoplasmic stress granule; cytosol.
GUCCAUAUUGCUGCAGCCCCCGAGCCGGGAAGCCCGGGCCGCCCCGGGGGCGGGGGGGAGGGAGGGACGGGACGAGAAGCUUGCCAGGCUCGGGGUGGGGGCGCCUUGCGAGGAACGGGCGGGGGGGGACGCGCGCCGAGGAGGCCUGGACCGCAGAGUGGGGGGCCUUCCUCCCCCCCCCCCGCCCCGCCAGCAGGCCUUGGAUUUACGGCGGCUGCAUCCGACCGGGAGGGGGGCCGCGCCUAGCGUGAACCCGGACCCUUCUCCGCAGGCACUGGGGCCCAGCGCCCCGGAGGAAGGAGUCGCGGGGGCUCUAAGAGCCAAGUUCGAGGCGGGGGAGGCAGCCUCGGGCGCGCCCGGCUUCUCCGGGGGGGCGGGCGCGCAGAUGGCCACUCAGGUGGAGCCGCUGCUGCCGGGGGGCACCCCGCUCUUGCAGGCCGAAGAGCACGGGGGGCUGGUGAGGAAGAAGCCGCCGCCGCCGCCGCCCGAGGGCAAGGGCGAGCCCGGGGCGAACGACGUCGGAGGGGGGGAGCCGGACGGCGGCGCCCGGAGACCUCGGCCGCCCUACGCCAAGCCGCACAAGGAGGGCACCGGGCAGCUGGAGCGCGAGAGCCCGCGGCCGCCGCAGCCUCCCGGCGCCGAGGGCCUGGCAAUCAGCGACGGAGAAGAGGGCGGCGGCGAGCCGGGCGCUGGCGGAGGAGCUGCGGGAGCCGCGGGCGCCGGGCGCCGAGACUUCGUGGAGGCCCCUCCGCCCAAGGUGAACCCGUGGACUAAGAACGCGCUGCCGCCGGUCCUGGCCACCGUGAACGGACAGUCUCCUCCAGAACAUUCUGCUCCGGCCAAGGUGGUGAGAGCAGCAGUUCCUAAACAGCGCAAAGGUAGCAAGGUUGGGGACUUUGGAGAUGCAAUCAACUGGCCAACACCUGGAGAGAUAGCCCACAAGAGUGUGCAGCCACAGCCCCAUAAGUCUCAACCUGCCCGAAAGCUGCCACCCAAAAAGGACAUGAAGGAACAGGAGAAAGAGGGGAGCGAUAGUAAGGAGAGCCCGAAAACCAAAUCGGAUGAAUCAGGAGAGGAGAAGAAUGGAGACGAGGACUGUCAGCGAGGGGGGCAGAAGAAGAAAGGGAACAAACACAAGUGGGUUCCGUUGCAAAUAGACAUGAAGCCUGAAGUGCCCAGAGAGAAAUUGGUCUCACGCCCUGCUCGCCCACCAGAGCCACGACACAUAUCUGCCAACCGUGCGGGGGAGAUCAAAGGGUCUGAGCCUACCACCUACGUGCCCGUACCCGUGGCCCCCCCCACCCCAGCCUGGCAACCAGAGACCAAAUCGGAGCCUGCCUGGCACGACCAGGAUGAGACAUCGAGCGUGAAGAGUGAUGGGGCUGGUGGGGCGCGGGCUUCCUUCCGUGGCCGUGGACGGGGGCGUGGUCGCGGCCGGGGACGCGGCCGGGGUGGCUCUCGAACCCACUUUGACUACCAGUUUGGCUACCGAAAGUUUGAUGGUGCAGAGGGGCCCCGCACCCCCAAGUACAUGAACAACAUCACCUACUACUUUGACAACGUUAGCAGCACUGAGCUUUACAGCGUGGACCAGGAGCUGCUCAAAGACUACAUCAAGCGCCAGAUUGAGUACUACUUCAGCGUGGACAAUUUAGAGCGAGACUUCUUCCUGCGACGAAAAAUGGAUGCUGACGGUUUCCUUCCCAUCACACUUAUUGCUUCCUUCCACCGAGUGCAGGCCCUUACCACUGACAUUUCACUCAUCUUUGCGGCACUAAAGGACAGCAAGGUGGUGGAGAUCGUUGAAGAGAAAGUCCGCAGGAGGGAGGAGCCAGAGAAGUGGCCUCUUCCUGGUCCCCCAAUAGUGGAUUAUUCCCAGACUGAUUUCUCCCAGCUUCUCAAUUGCCCAGAGUUUGUGCCACGCCAGCACUACCAGAAGGAGACAGAGUCGGCGCCCGGCUCUCCCCGUGCAGUCACCCCAGUGCCAACCAAAACAGAGGAGGUCAGCAACCUAAAGACACUGCCCAAGGGCCUGUCUGCCAGCCUUCCAGACCUGGAUUCUGAGAAUUGGAUUGAAGUCAAGAAAAGACCUCGGCCCUCCCCUGCACGACUGAAGAAGUCAGAGGAGCCCAGAUUCCUCCACCCGACCUCUCUGCCUCAGCACCUGCCCUCUCAGCAGCUCAUGUCCAAGGAUCAGGAUGAGCAAGAGGAACUGGAUUUCCUGUUUGAUGAGGAAAUGGAGCAGAUGGAUGGGCGGAAGAACACCUUCACUGCCUGGUCUGACGAGGACUCUGACUAUGAGAUUGACGACCGGGAUGUCAACAAGAUCCUCAUUGUCACCCAGACACCACCUUAUAUGCGCCGGCACCCAGGGGGUGACCGCACAGGCAAUCACACCUCGCGUGCCAAGAUGAGUGCCGAGCUGGCCAAGGUUAUUAAUGAUGGCCUCUUCUACUACGAACAGGACCUGUGGACUGAGAAGUUCGAACCCGAGUAUUCCCAGAUCAAGCAAGAGGUCGAGAACUUCAAGAAAGUCAACAUGAUUAGUCGGGAGCAGUUUGACACACUAACCCCUGAGCCCCCUGUGGAUCCCAACCAGGAGGUCCCUCCUGGACCCCCCCGCUUCCAGCAAGUUCCCACUGAUGCCCUGGCCAACAAGCUGUUUGGUGCUCCCGAGCCUUCCACCAUCGCCCGUUCUCUGCCAACCACUGUCCCAGAGUCACCAAACUACCGCAAUGCUAGGACUCCCCGCACGCCCCGGACACCACAGCUCAAAGACUCUAGCCAGACAUCACGGUUUUACCCAGUGGUGAAGGAAGGUCGGACAUUAGAUGCUAAGAUGCCGCGGAAAAGGAAGACAAGACACAGCUCGAACCCGCCGUUAGAGAGUCACGUGGGCUGGGUGAUGGAUUCCCGAGAGCACAGGCCCCGGACUGCUUCCAUCAGCUCCAGCCCCUCAGAAGGCACCCCUGCUGUUGGCAGCUAUGGCUGUACCCCUCAGUCGUUGCCCAAGUUCCAACAUCCUUCCCAUGAGCUGCUCAAGGAAAAUGGCUUCACACAACACGUCUACCACAAGUAUCGUAGGCGCUGCCUUAACGAGCGGAAACGCUUGGGCAUUGGCCAGUCUCAGGAGAUGAACACUCUCUUCCGCUUCUGGUCUUUCUUCCUCCGAGAUCACUUUAACAAGAAGAUGUAUGAGGAAUUCAAGCAGCUGGCUCUGGAGGAUGCCAAAGAAGGCUACAGGUAUGGUUUGGAGUGCCUUUUUCGAUACUAUAGCUAUGGCCUGGAAAAGAAAUUUCGGCUGGACAUUUUCAAGGACUUUGAGGAAGAAACCGUGAAGGACUAUGAAGCUGGCCAACUCUAUGGGCUGGAGAAGUUCUGGGCCUUCUUGAAAUAUUCCAAAGCCAAAAAUUUGGACAUUGACCCCAAACUUCAAGAAUACCUCGGCAAAUUCCGUCGCCUCGAAGACUUCAGAGUAGAUCCCCCCAUGGGUGAGGAGGGCAACCACAAGCGACACCCAGUGGCAUCAGGAGGUGGCAGCGGUGAGGGCAGGAAGCGGUGCCCCUCCCAGUCUUCCAGCAGGCCCUCCACCAUGGUCAGCCAACCCCCCACACCACCUACCGGCCAGCCCACCCGGGAAGAUGCUAAAUGGACAAGCCAGCACUCGGACACACAGACUUUGGGAAAGUGAAAAGCCCCUUAGCUCUAGGGUCUGGGGAGGGAGAAGGGGUGGAGGGAGUAGAUGAAAGUCCAUGGGGUCCCCAGUCCCGGGAGAAGGGACAGAGGAGGGACAGGCCUCGGGUCAUUAGGACGGGCCUUCGUGCUGAGUAGCAGUAUGUACACCAUUUGGGCUAUCAGGUGCCCCUGGGCAGGAGCCUCCGCACAUCCCUUCCCCCUUCUCUCUCCAUGACUCUUCUUCACAUCCUAGCUUCGGGGGGAGGGGAAGGGGGAAAAGUUUUUUUUAUAUAUAUAUACAUAUAUAUAUAUAUAUAUCAAGUUUUAAAUUAUUGAUAGCUCGUCUGGAUUACCAAAAUCACUCUGCAGCCCUGCCCGCGGCUGGUAGGCCGCAACCCACUUCCAGCCGCCUCCUGCUCCCCUUCAAGCCAACUAUGCAGCCCACAAGAAGUCCCUGUGGGGCCCCAUUGCCCAGCACUGUCCCAUGGAAGGCUCUGGCAGCGUCCCUGGACCCCACGAGCACCGGCCCCUGGAUCAUCUGGGGCUUGCCGUCACCGUGUUCUCUCCCUGCCGUCCCCACCACACCCUUCUGCCAUCCUCUGGGAGAAGGAAACCAAAGGAUCUAAAGGGGAGGGGCUCGCUCCACUCCCCUCUCCCCGUGCCCCUUACUCCCCAGCCCAGAAGGACGCUGCUCGUACCAGAAAAGACUAUUGAAAGAUGAUUUAUUUUAUUUUUCUCAGACCUUUCCAUCCUUGGGAAAAUGGGGGGAAAAAAAAAGAUAAAAUCGACCAUAAAAGACCAAAAAAAAAAAAAAGCAUCAGAAAACCCCCACCUAAUCCACAAAAAAAUAUCUUUCCUCUACCCUUGGAUUUAUUUUUUUUUUUAAUUUUUUUUGUUUUGUUUUGUUUUUUUUGUUUGUUCUGGGAAAUAAUAUUUUUUUAAAAGUUGCCUUAUUGUGGAGUGAGAAUCUGAAAUACCCAAAUGCCUGUUUUCCUCGGUGGAGUCAACUUGAAGAGCUCCCACCUUCUCUGGAUGUGCCUGGGCUGGAUUGGCUAGGAUCUUUCUCUGGACUGAGUUGCAUGUACAGUGCCUCCUGCCUGUAGGCAAGAGAGUUGGGAGCGGCUCAGAUCAGAGCCGUGCCUGAAAUAUCCCUGCUGUUGCAUCAUUUGAAGCUGACGUCCUGUGUCUGUACACUGCUGCCACUGUUGUGUCCUCGCUCUGCUUGCUGUUGCCUCACGCCAGGCCCCAUCCUGUCGUGACACCCUUCAUCCUACCCUUGGAACCCCAAGGCCAAGUUUGCUUCAAACUGUUGGAGGACAGCGUUGGCCUGGAUCUGGGGCACACUCAUCCUCAGCUUGACCGUCUCCCCCACCUCAGAGGGGAAAACUGAACACUGGACAGCUGAGGCUUGGAAACAUUUCUAAGUGUUGCCAUGAAAGAUUCUUGAGACCUCAAGGAGGCUUUGUCUCAUAAAAGGUGGAGAAAGAUGCCGUUCUCCCUCGGGCCGGGUGGGUAUGCCCAUCUUGUGUUCCCCCUCCCGCACAAGCCAUUUCUACCCACCCUCCUGUGGACCCUACCUGCGAAGGAGACGAGGAAGCUUUGAGGGUGGGGGCGUCCUGCCAGUUGGAGAAGCCCCUUGGCAGGACGGCGUAUGUGGACAUGGGGUAUCCCCGACUUCUCUUCUCCAGCCACGGAUUGCUUGGCUCGGGCUGUGACUGACAGUGGAUUGGCUGGAGUCUCCUCGCAUCUAAAGCUAGGGAGGGUGACUGAAGACCAACCCUCACAGACUGGGCCACGUGCCAGGUGCAGGUGUGAUGACACAUUUGCCCUGUGGUGGCAGUAGCCAUGCACUCAGAUUUCUUGGCGUUUUUUUCCACUUGCUUCCUCUGUUGGGCCCUGAAGUCGGGAGGAGGAGACAGUAUCUCAGGCUGGCAAGGGCUUGCCCCAUCUUGGGCACUUCAUUUCUUUGGCCGGUGCCCUCCCUGCAUCUCUGUCCUCCCGGUGGUUAGUAUGGGAAAGCCCAUCUCAGUUCCUGUGAGCCAGUUGUCUUGAAAGCCAAGGUUGAGUGACCUCUGCUUUGACAGUGGGGUCUAAGGUCUCUCCCUGCCCAGUCUGGUGCCUGCCCCACAAUGUACCAGACACUGGACUGUUGCACCCCGUCCUCUUUCCCUUCAUUCCAACCCUUUUCCUUUGGGUCUCUCUCAGCCCUGUACUGUAUCCAGCACCACAGAAACCUCAGUGUUUGUCCUCUGUGGGGUUUUGGGGGCACAAGGAAGCCUUGGGGGUGUGGGGGUAAGGCUCUUAUCUAGAGUUUCCUCCCAGGCCUGGGGGCUGCCAUUCUCUGCCUGAUCCUCCCCACAGACACCCAAAAAGAGGCAGCCCCUUUGGGUGGGGAGGUUAGGACUUCAUCUCAAAACAGGCUGAGGAUGGGGGGAGGGGGAGAGUGUUUUUCUUCCUUUUUUUUUUUUUUUUCCUUUUGUAACAUGUUAGGAGUUAUUGUUGCGAAGAGUAGUUUACAUCUUCACUUUCUGAAGACACUUGAAUUUAGGACCGAUGUAUCUGUGACAAGCAUGCCAGGAGUAGCAAGGGCCAUCAGGGCUUGCCACUUCGUACCCACCAUCUUCCAUGGGGAAUCCAAGAUCUGAGCAACAAAGCAACAGCCUGCCUAAAUCCUUCUGUUCAUCCCGUGCCCUCCCAAGAUGGGUCCAUGCCAACACCACUUUUGAGCAUCAAACAUCACAAGGUCUGUACACCUCAGCCGUGCAGAGGGGCAGGUUUCUCUUACUUGCUCCUAAAUCCAGGAGUAAAUGCACUACCAUGUAGAGAAGGGCUGCCCCAGCCUACACCCCCUUGGGCUCAGAUCGAGGUGUGAAGCCCCCAUGUCAAAGUUAAGUUUUUGUUUAGUUUUAGUGUAGCUCUUGUUUUCCCUUUCCUGAUAACUGAUUUAACAAAAGAAAGCUGCUCAAAAAGCCCUGGCAGUGGGGAGGAGGGGCAAGGAGGAAACAACUAGCUGGUGGGGGCGGGUGUUGGGGGCUGGUUGACAGCCUGGGUAGGGUGGUCUGGAUCAUCUGGUGCCCUCCCAAGUGGGACCCCGGAGUAGCUCCUGUGUGGAAGGGUCCCUGGGUUUGCCCCAGCCCCACCCUCUCCUUGAGCCGUGUCGACAGCAGAGGCAGAGAAGAUGAGGAUGCACAGCCCAUUUCUGACUGGAGAGGAAAGCUUGUCAUCUGGCUUUGCGGAGAAGGUUCCACUUAUGCUCAUAGUCCAUUAUCUUUACCGUGCUAGGAUAUCCCAUUUAAAAGGACAAAAACAAUGUAAAAUACUUGAAUGAGCUUGUAUUAUAACAUUAAUAUUAUUGAGAGUAUCUGCUUUCCAGGC